GGCUAGUUAGCCUAGGUGAACUCUACCUUUAUUAUGCCCUGUUCCUAUCGAACCACGAGCGAUUGAUUGCAACCUUCUUCACAAGCACAUCGCUAGACAGGAUAGCCAACUUCUAUAGCUUGUAUACAAGAUGUCGAAGAAAUGGUGGACGGGAUGCCAGACCACAACAGGGCGUGGCAUCUUCAGUCAAUACAAUCCCGAUUCUAUAAAGGAAUGGGUUGAGCGCGAGCAAAAAAUUCCUCGAAAGAUGCCUAGCCCCGACUUGACGUUGGGGCAACUGCGGUCACUGCAGAAGGCACCCAUAAACCCUGAAGGGUUCAUUACAGCCCUCCCGGAGCCUCAGGACCCGACAGCCCGCUUGCAGCAGCCGCUCAAACUACCAACGCUGCCGCAGUAUGCCCACCACCACCACUUUGGCUGGUUGCCACCUUCCCCGGAGCGCCGGAUCGGCGGCAGCUUUACGGACGUAACGGCCAGCCAAUCCGGCCAUUCAUACGCAUACGGCAUCGCAAACGACCACAACCAGCGAAUCCAUAACACGCAUAUGGCCAUCUCGACGCGUAAGCCGUGACGCAGCACUGUUGCAUGCAUUGACGAUUGGGUUAGGCAAGCAGGGUAGUUCGUAGGUGGCGUAGGAUGUCCUUAGCGUGCAAAUCGUAGACUUGAUAGCGUUGUGCUGCUGUGUUUGUACUUCUAGAUAUUCUCGUGCACGGUAUGGAAUUAAAACGUUUUUGCUGUAUGGUGCAAUGCACUGGUAAGGUUUUCAACGUACGCAUAGGAUGCCUGUAUGCGGGAGGUUCGGGGGCUUCGGGAUUCCAUAGCGUGUUUGCCAGGACUCGUGUGGCUCACUUUGCCGCGAAGGAAAGGAGUGGCGGUGAAGGAGUGACGGUCUUGCAUUAGGUCCAAGUAACGAAAGAGGGGUUGCACAAGCUAGGAAUACAUGCACGUGGCUGUACGGGGUGAGGGCGCCGUUGCCACAUAUAUUUGCAGCGUUCGUUGGAAUGUGAGCUGUGCUGUGUUCAUGCAAGACGUCUGACGGGAUAUGUGAGACCCCUUAGCAGUGAUGUUUACUAGUGUAGGCUUCAAUGCCUGUGGCAUUCAAACUGAUCAGCACUUUAGUUCCAUGCAUCCCUCUGGUGUGACCCUCUGGUGUGACUAGGGGAUGGACCCAGAACCUGCACGCUUGUGCGCCCAGACGUCUCAGCGGGGGAGCUUGGUUUGCAUUCCCCGGGUUUGGUGUCGGCGCCUGCUGCGAUUGCGAGUGUGAAGUCCUUUUCAGGCUGCUGAGCGCUGUGUGAAAAUGCGAGGGGUCAUGCUGGUUAGUACUGUCUCGUGGUGGAGGCUAAGAACAUGCUGACUUUGAAUGCUAGGUAGGAGCUGCAGGUUUUGCAUCUGCGUGCUGACAAGAGCCAGGACUUCGGAAUAUUCAGCGCUGUUCAUCCGAUGGAUGUUUGCUGGUAGUUCUCCAUUCGUAUUGGACCAGGGGUCCUGUCCUCCUAACUGAGUUGGGACUAGUGUAGGAUCUUGUCAAUGGUUGGAGAGCAGUAAACUCUCCGCUGGGGUUCCUCAGUACCGUGUGUUACAAG
This is a messenger RNA of Astrephomene gubernaculifera, 1586 nucleotides long. The record is from the annotation of a GenBank genome assembly. NCBI's taxonomy places the organism in Eukaryota, Viridiplantae, Chlorophyta, Chlorophyceae, Chlamydomonadales, Astrephomenaceae.